CGACCUGGCCACCCCACGAGCUUCUCCACCACAUCAAAAUCAAUCUUAUUCGAACAUCCACCAUGCCACCAAAAAAACCUAUUUCAUCAAGAAAUUACACCGAGCAAGAGGUGAGGAUCCUAUUAGCAAUCCAAGCUUUAAAAGAAAAUCAGAUUCCAUCUGUACGACAAGCGGCAUCAGUUUUCAAUGUUCCCAGAUCAACCCUCCAAGCAAGACUUCAAGGACAUCAAUUUUGCUACGAUAUGCCUAGCAACAUGUCUAAAUUGACCGAAUCACAAGAGAAAUUGCUUGUACAAUGGAUAUUAUCUAUGGAUUCACGUGGAGCAAGUCCUCGGCCUAUCUAAACCUGAGAAAUGGGUAAUCUUCUCAUGGAUUAAGAUAGCAAAGUUCAGCUGGGCAAGAACUGCGCAAACAUUUACUUCAGAUAUUAUUAAAAACAGAUUCGGAGCUACUGGCCUAGUUCCUUUUAACCCAGAGAAAGUGCUUGGACAAUUUACUAUUCAAUUAGAUACUCCUACGUCGCCAGGAAGUCAGUCAACUACCUCCACAAUUUCCUUAUCUAAAACACCACAGAAUUGAAAGGAUAUGGAAAAGCAAAGGACUAUUCAAAGCUUGCUUAGGUGACGAACCCAGAGUCCUCCGUCUCCUGAUAAAGACAUUUUAGAUCGUUUCAUUCAAUGAUAUGAAUGCCUAGUGAGUGAGAGAAUCCUUAUGGCACAGGAAGUCUAGAAUCUACGUUUAGUGACUGAAGAAAAACAGCAGAAAAAGAAAUGAUCUAAUUGUCAAAUGGGUGCUUUGCAAGGGUUAUCCAUUGAAGAAAAUCAAGCUCUUGCACAGAGGAAUAAUGAAGCAGAUGAAGCUGUUGCUAGGACUGGGGAAGGAUCAAGCAAUACAACUGUACAGCUGCGCCAGCAGGCAUCUCCAACAUGUUCAAAUUGCAAUACUAGGGGUCAUACAAGUGUUAGAUGCCCUAUUUACUAUAGCAAUUAAAUAGCGUCAAAUUACGCUGCUAUUUGGGUAUAAAAUCAUAUAGUAUUUCAUCUAGUUGAUUGGGACGGCCAGGUCGCUUGGGAAUUACGUUAAUCAUAGGGGCUUAUGUGGUGCAUGGACCUUCACAGCCUCAUCGACGGAAAAUGACACACCCCGCUUUUGCUCGCCAGAAAUGCCCAACGUGACUUCGAACCCAUAUUCUUACUCUUGGAUCGCUAUCGUACUCGUCUGCGAGAAGAUCUGAUCUUUACGGUGUGUCCGUCAAAAUGGAUGGUCUAUCCUCGGCGACGAGCGUUAUCGCCGUUAUUCAACUGACCGGAAGCCUCGUGAAGCUUUGCGGAGGCUAUAUCCAAGAGGUUCGAAAUGCACGGGAAGAAAUUCUUACCCUGCAGCGGGCUAUCACAGGUCUACAAGAUAUACUUCAAGCUCUACAGAACAAUCUGCAAGAGAAUAACGCGAAAGGCCUAUCUACGUCCUCACAACUACCGAGUGAUAUUACUGCUUGCCUCUCCGAUCUCCAAGCAUUAGAAGCGAGACUCAAUCCAGGAAAGGGAAAAACGCUGAUGAGGAAAAUGGGCUUACGAGCCUUGAAAUGGCCCUUAGAACGCACGGAGAUACAGGGCCUAACACAGAACCUCGAGAGAUAUAAAUCAUCAUUCCUCUUAUCUUUACAGGUGGACCAGACUUCCCUAAUAAUUAGUAUGGCCGAAAAUACGGAUCGUAUUAAUCAGCAUGUCGAUCUUGGAAAGUUGGAAGGCGCUUUAGAUGCAGGGUUCGAGUCAUUCUCCGAUCGCGACGAAGUCGAAUGCCUCCCAGGCACAAGGGUCGAGCUCCUCCGGGAAAUAACGAAAUGGGCUUUUUCGCCAUCCUCGAAAAGCAUUUUCUGGUUACAGGGGAUGGCUGGGACAGGGAAAUCCACAAUUUCUCGGACGGUAGCAAGGUCGGCCAAGAACCGUGAUCAUCUGGGUGCCAGCUUCUUUUUUAAGAGAGGUGAGGCGGACCGAGGGAAUGCAAAGAAGUUUUUCCCAACGUUAGCCAGGCAACUGAUACUUUGGAAACCUGAGUUAAGACCUGGCGUACAAAAGGCACUUAACAACGACCCUGACAUCGUGUCAAAAUCACUCAAGGAGCAAUUUGAGAAACUGCUCCUUCAACCGUUUCUUGGUCUUGACCAACGCGAUCAACUGCCUCAGAAUACUGUGAUUGUUAUAGAUGCUUUGGACGAAUGUGAGCACGACCAAGAUGUUCAAAAUAUUAUUCGAUUGCUCCCUCUUCUGCAGGAGGUAAGAUCACUCUGCCUUCGGGUCUUCCUGACCAGUAGACCAGAGCUCCCCAUCAGCCUUGGGUUUUCAGAGAUCGGGAGCCACAGAUAUCAAGACAUGGCCCUCCAUGAGAUACCCGAAGAGGUGACGGAACACGACAUCCAGUUAUUCCUACGACAUCGAUUUACGAAAAUCCAGCAUGAUAGAAAAGUCCCUCAGGACUGGCCUGGCGACGAUAUCAUCCAAGAGUUAGUUAGGGUAUCUGUUCCACUGUUUAUUUCGGCUGCCACCGUGUGUCGCUACAUCGAGAAUCCAAAAUGGGAACCUAAAUUCCGUCUCGCAGAGCUUCUCAAGAACCAAGCCAAAUAUGUGUCCAAAAUGGACAAGACAUAUCUGCCAAUCCUGACGCGACUCCUCGAUGACCAAGAGAGUGAUGAAAUGGAACAACAGCAACUUCUACAAGAGUUUCAGGAUAUUGUGGGAGUUAUCAUCCUUCUUGCUGUUCCGCUUUCUAUAAACGCACUAUCUCCGUUUCUUGAGAUAGAAGUGGACCAGAUCAGUAAUCGAUUAGAUUCCUUUCGGUCGGUUCUUAGUAUCCCCAGCGACGAUAAUCAGCCUGUUAGAAUUCUGCAUCUCUCAUUUCCGGAAUUUUUAGUCCAGACUACGACCAAAUUUCGCGUGGAUGCGCCAACCAAACACAAAGACAUUGCAAAAUACUGUCUGAGAACGAUGCGGCGUCUUCUGCGGAGAGAUAUCUUGAAUCUAGCAGAGCCUGGAGCGCGUAGGGCAGAAAUCGACCCUCUAGAUAUCCGCAAAUGCCUACCAUCAGAAUUGCAGUACUCCUGUCGCUUCUGGACACAUCAUCUCAAAAAUAGCCACGCUUUAUCUUCUGACAUAGAAGAGGUGCGGCUAUUCCUCCAGAAGCAUUUUCUGCACUGGAUGGAAGCGAUGAGCCUGCUGGGUCUUAUAUCAGAGAUGAUGGGUAUGCUCGGCAUUCUCCGAACGAUGGUGUCAGACUAUAAUGAAGAUUCUAGUCUGGCCGCCUUUCUACAUGAUGCAAAGCGGUUUAUUUUGAAAAAUCGCCAGAUAGCCGACGAAGCGCCACUUCAAAUUUAUUAUGCAGGGUUGGUAUUUGCACCUCGAACGGCAAUCAUCCGUCAGCAGUUCCAAUCAGAGCUUCCUGACUGGAUCUGCCGCUUCCCACAAGUUCACGAGAACUGGAGUGCAGAAUUGCAGACACUCGAGGGCCAUACUGAUUUGGUUCAGUCUGUGGCCUUCUCGCCCGAUGGCCGGCUGCUGGCGUCUGGCUCAGUGGAUAAAACAGUACGGCUCUGGGAUCCAGCCACAGGCGCUCUGCAGCAGACGCUUGAGGGCCAUACUGAUUGGGUUCAGUCUGUGGCCUUCUCGCCUGAUGGCCGGCUGCUGGCGUCUGGCUCAGACGAUAAAACAGUACGGCUCUGGGAUCCAGCCACGGGUGCUCUGCAGCAGACGCUCGAGGGCCAUACCGAUUGGGUUCAGUCUGUGGCCUUCUCACCCGAUGGCCGGCUGCUGGCAUCUGGCUCAAGUGAUAAGACAGUACGGCUCUGGGAUCCAGCCACGGGCGCUCUGAAGGAGAUCCUGAGCACUCACGGCUUUGCCAAGGAGCUGGAAUUUUCGCAAGACAGCUCCUACCUCUCCACUGACCUAGGAUCGUUCAAGAUCCAAUUCAGCUGUGGCCAACCUAUCGGCGAUUCACCGAAUAUGGACCCACACAUAUCUCUACGGAGAGAAUGGAUAGCUGUAAACGAGAAAAAAGUCUUAUGGCUCCCGCCCGAAGCCAGGCCUUCUUGUUCAGCGACUAAAUCCAAUAUACUUGGUUUGGGACAUGCGUCAGGCCAGAUUUCUUUUUUUGGGAUUCCGGAAAUAAUCAAUGUCACUUAAUGUUCGUUUUCUGAUUCCCUAUAUCUUCAUCUUUACAAAAGAAGGGCCUGGUAGACGGACAGAAUUCAGUUAGAGGGUCUAGUCGCCACGGUUCUAGCUGCCGAGUCAGACGUAUUCUCCACCCACAGCGCCCUAGGCUUUCCUAAUCAUCAACUUGGUCAUACCAGUCUGUAGUUGGAUAAUUGAGACUUGUAGCUUAAGACCCCGUUGGUACAGCGCCUUACCAAGCCCUGGGGUUGCCCUCCAAUCCACUCAUUUUCCUGACUAGCGCCUUAGCAGUGAGGCCUAGAAUAAAGAAGAGAGAGUGAGGCGGUGAAACUGGAGUUGCACUUCACUGUACUUGGCAAAAAAUGAAUUGCAAAUGAGUCUGAUGCAACCAAAACAUAAAAUUGUUUCUAAAAUUCAUUCCUCAGACUCGUCGAUUGUUACGCCGGAAUGUCGGAAGUGAGCUUCGGCGCUGGCUUUUUUUGCACCAACGGUAUCAACGCAUGCCUGCCGGAAAGUGUCGAAGCUUAGCUCAGGCUCGUCUUCGUAUAAUUUCCAAUUUCGCUUGAUAUAACUCUUCAGUUCGGAGAAGAAUUCCUCAAUUGGGUUCAGGUCAGGUGAAUAUGGUGGCAGGUAUAACAAUUUGACACCUGCUUCAGAGCACAGCUCCUUGAUCCUAUCGGAGUGAUGGAAAGAAGCAUUGUCCAUAAUUAAGACGGACUUAGGUUCCGGCCAUCUCCCGCAAUGUUGUAGAAGCUGUUCAAUAGAAUCUUCAAACGCCACAGCAUCCGUCGAGCCGGCAAAACACAAGAGAGGAGAAUACCAUCUUGGGCGUAGGCAGGUAAUAUUUGAUAGCGUUGGCCCCGAUGAAACUUCGCCACUUGAACGGGUCUCACUCCUAGGGGAGACCAGCCAGUCCUCCUGAACCCUAUUCUCUUAUCACAUCCAGACUCAUCAACAUAGACCAGUUGGUAUGAUUGGUAUUCGGAGAGUGUGGAAGUAGAAAUCUCGCAGAUCGGGGUUUCGUUCCUGUGCUCUUUGGCGCGCUGUCUUUCUCGUCCACCCUGCGGUGGAAAGAGUCCGUUUUAGGCUCGACGGCGUAAUGGGAAUAUUAAAUUCGUCAAAUAGGAAGACUACCAUCUCGUCAAUGUAUAGACCGGGCUUCUCGACGAGAUGAUCGAGAAGUGCCUCAAGCAUUGGUGGGGUUAUGCUGCGCGGUCGACUUCCUGGGUUGACUGGUGGACUCGCAGUACCAAACGUGUGUAGUUGUGAACGGAUAUUCCUAAUAGACUGUUCGCUGCAUUCGGCAGCGUCAGCAAUCUGGGAGGUAGUAAAGCAUUUCCUCCGCAACAUAUCACGGAUAAGCAUAUGCUUCCAGGGUUCAAGGCGGCAUGAGGGUGACGUGGAGUGUGGGGGAGGGGGGAUGAUGUCUAUAACAAUACGAAACGAG
Molecule: messenger RNA, 5607 nt
Organism: Monascus purpureus
Lineage: Eukaryota; Fungi; Ascomycota; Eurotiomycetes; Eurotiales; Aspergillaceae
Source: the annotation of a GenBank genome assembly